Messenger RNA from Babesia ovata, 723 nucleotides. RefSeq lists its product as uncharacterized. The transcript has a single exon. The record is from RefSeq and is a predicted model, not a curated record. Bases 1 to 723 code for a protein of 240 amino acids. NCBI's taxonomy places the organism in Eukaryota, Apicomplexa, Aconoidasida, Piroplasmida, Babesiidae.
AUGAAGUACCCAUUGUUACUGAUUGCAGUGGCCUCGCUGAGAGCUGCGGAGGCAUUCAGCACCAAAAUUAGGCACAGAGGCUCCGAAUCGCAAUACGAGCUCAACGAAGAUGUGCACACUAACGUGGAAGGCCUGUCUACGGACAGCUUUAUUGCCCACUUCGGCGGAGAUGUGGCGGCGCUUGUUGGCGGACUCGUCCAGGAUGACAAUGCGGAGGCGGUGCUGAGCUCGCCGCUCAACUUCUUCUACAGCCGCAAAAGCGAGGGAGCGUCUACUAUGCAGCCAUCCAACAAAGACAUUCAAAAGACCGUGGCGGAGUGCGUUCUGACUCACCACGAAGCCACCGGACCCAAGUCGAGGAAGAUAUACCUCUCCUUGAAGGACGCUGAGGAAUACGGCAAGCGAAUAGAGCACGCCAAAGCGCGUGUUAGGUCGGAAACUGGAAUGGUCACGCCAGCAAGGUCAGAACAGAGCGCCUCCAGGGGGACCAUGGACCUUGAAUGCAAGUCCGUCAUCGUCGAGGACGAUGCCAAGAAAUGCAACGUAUGCCUGUACGCGGAGAUUCUGGUGCCCAACAAACACGUCAGAUACGGGCAUAUUGGAAAGUCCAGCAUACUGGAGUGUCUCAACGGUUACGACACCGAACUCGGCAGAAACAGCUCGAGCAGGACCUACUUCAUCAACGCACCGACCAGGUACCACCCGGUCUGCAUAGCGUCCUGA